Molecule: messenger RNA, 318 nt
Organism: Acanthisitta chloris (rifleman)
Lineage: Eukaryota; Metazoa; Chordata; Aves; Passeriformes; Acanthisittidae
Gene: POLR2I
Product: polymerase (RNA) II (DNA directed) polypeptide I, 14.5kDa
Source: RefSeq, a predicted model, not a curated record
AUGGUUCCUAUAAAGCCAGACAGGAUGUAUAAGCAAGGCUUUGUGAGGAAACACAUUUGCAGGAGGUGCAAUAUUUUGUACAUGAAAGACAUGGAGAGCAGAACUCUGCCCUGUGCUUGGCAAAAUUGUGACCACCAGCAGGAAGCUGCCAAAAGCUGCCUUUGUGUCCACAGGAUCAAACUGGUUAGCAAAUUGACACAAAUCAUCAAACACAUUUCUCAGGAUCUGAUUUUGCCUAAUGAGGACUGCUGUUAUCAGAAGACAAGAUAUAACAAAGACAUUUUCUUCCAGUCAUAUUGCACAACACCUGAGGACACU